Molecule: messenger RNA, 1591 nt
Organism: Anarrhichthys ocellatus (wolf-eel)
Lineage: Eukaryota; Metazoa; Chordata; Actinopteri; Perciformes; Anarhichadidae
Gene: hapstr1a
Product: HUWE1 associated protein modifying stress responses a
Exons: 5
Coding region: 241-1113 (290 amino acids)
Source: RefSeq, a predicted model, not a curated record
GAUGUAGCGCAGACCAAGCUAGGCUGCGUUAUAUAUAUUUCGACGUCGGCGUCUAGGAAAAAUAGUUAGCUAAGCUUAUCUUCACAGAUGGUGGUAGAAAUAGGGUCCAACGUUAUACUGUAGUGCGAAAUAUUAAAAAAGAAAACAUUAUUCAUGGAUUUAAUCACAUCAUUUUUUAAUAUAGUGUUCACAUAUUAACACCAUUAUAAGCGCAUUUUACUUGAGUUUCGGGUGCAUUAAAUGGAGGAGAAGAAGGAAGACGGAGACUCGGAGAUACAGGAACACGGACCCGAGCACUGGUUCUCAAAAUGGGAGCGGCAGUGUUUGUCCGAAGCGGAGCAAAGGGAGCCGAGCGAGGAGGAGGCCGACAACGACCAGGAUAAACUGUGGCACCUCUUCCAGAACUCCGCCACUGCCGUGGCACAAUUAUACAAAGACAGAGUAUGCCAUCAGCAGGGUCUGUCAUUGUGGGUGCCAUUUCAGAACUCUGCAACAGCAGUGACCAACCUCUACAAAGAGAGUGCGGAAGCCCAUCAGAGAAGCUUUGAUCGGGGCAUCCAGAUAGGCCACCAGCGCCGUAAUAAGGACAUGUUGGCCUGGGUGAAAAAGCGCAGGAGAACCAUCCGUCGGGAGGAUCUUAUCAGCUUUCUGUGCGGCAAAGCACCACCACACAGGAGUAGCAGGGCCAACCCCCGGCUGGCCAUGAUGGCUCCCAGCCGGGUGAAUUCACCAGCUGAGACUGGCUCAUCUGUGGAAACAGACCUCCAGCCCUUCAGGGAGGCCAUAGCACUUCAUGGUUUGAGUGGAGCCAUGGCGAGUAUCAGUGUGCGCUCUGGUGCUCCGGGGUCUCCCACACACGUGAGUGGGAGCAGCAGCAACGGAGGCGCUGCUGGCGUCGGCGGUUCUUCCGGCUCGGGGCCGGUGUGCCGCAGCCGGCGCAACGGCCUCCAAGACGUCGACCUGAACACUUUCAUCUCGGAAGAGAUGGCGCUGCAUCUGGACUCUACAGGCUCCGCCUCUGCCGGAGGGGGAGGAACCAGGAAACGAAACUCCACCCAGUGUAGUGACGUCAUCACAGACUCCCCUACGCACAAACGCAACAGGAUGAUCUGAUCUGCUGCCUGCCUAUAUGUGUGUGUGUGAGGGGGUGGGGGGGGGGGGGAAACGCCUUCAAAGCCAAGGCGAGGAGAGAGAGGGGGAUGGAUGGGCUUAUGUGGGACAGACGCACAGACAUUCGGAUGCCUGGCUGUGCAAAAGAAGCCGGGUUGAAAAUGAAAACAAGGACUGAAGAUCUCAGUUCGCUGUAUUCAAAUGUUGAAUGAAUUCUAUUCCUUGUCUCCUUUCCCCUCACUAUUACUACAAAUCACUGAUCUGCAAUCAGAACACGAGAGUGUGUGUGUGUGUGUGUGUGAGAGAGACUGGGAGGUCUGGACGACAUCACACGCUCCUCAGACAUCGCCGCCCUGGACAGGAGACAACGAAGAAAGUCACCAACUGAUUCUGGGGCUGCAGAUGGUCCUCAGAAGGAAUGGAAAAACGCACUGUGCCGCUCGACAAGCCACUUAACCCUUGACACGCGUGUGCCCCUCCC